GAAGGCUCGUGCAAAGAUCACAUGUAUUAUGCAAACUGCUGCUUGAACAAGGUACAACAUUGUGGAUCCUAUGGACAGGAGGUGUGUCAGAAGACUGUGUCCAGAGGAUGGGCGAAGGAAAAUUGCCCUAUGUUCUGUAACGUCUGUCCAGGAGUAAUGACUGGUACAGGAGGGACAUUUACCGAUAAUUGCCCCACAUGUACCGGUACAGGAGCUACAUCUACCAGUACAGGAGGGGCAUUUACCGGUACAGGAGGGGUAAUGACUGGUACAGGAGGGGACACUCAUAACACAGGAAUCCAGCCGCUGCACAGUGCAGCUCAUACAGUUUGGGAGAGCAGUUAUGUUCGUGCCAAAUUUCCCGAAACCUGGCUGUGGGCAUCUGAAAAUAUCGGAGCCUCUGGCUAUGCUACAAUUCCAAUCACGGUUCCAGAUUCAAUAACAUCUUGGGUAGCUUCAGCCUUUUCUGUGAAUAGGAAUUCCGGAUUAGGUAUUACAGACGCAAUUUCGAAGUUGACGGUUUUUCGUCCAUUCUUCCUUUCUUUAAUUAUGCCAAACCAUAUUAUCAGAGGAGAAGAAGUUGUCUUACAGGUCAUCGUGUUUAACUACUUGAAUGAAAAUUUAACAGUGUUAGUAACUCUUGAACAAAACAGAGAUUUCCUCACUAUCGUCGUUGAUGACCUAGGCUAUGAACACCUCGAAAUCAUUACCAAAUCAUUAAGUUUUCAGGUUUGCUCUGAGUGCUCAGAGACGGUGUAUUUCCCGAUUAUUCCCAUCACGAUUGGUGAUGUUAAUGUAGAGGUGAAAGCCCAGUCAGUAAUAGCAGCAGAUGCCGUGAGAAGACAAAUCAGAGUGGAGCCUGAGGGUGUUUUGAAGGAACGCACUGAAUCGCACAUUGUCAGCCUUAACAAUGGAGCAACUUUUUAUCACAAUACUACAAUUGAGUUUCCUUCUUCCGUAGUUAAAGGCUCAGAACAAGUGCAAAUUCUAGUAACAGGCGAUUAUAUGGUUCCUUCAAUAAAGGGUCUGGAGAAAUUAAUAACAUUGCCGACAGGAUGUGGUGAACAAACGUUGAUAGGAUUUGCACCCGAUGUCUUCAUUUACGAAUACCUUAAAAAGUCGGGUCAACUUACCGCCAAGUGGAAAAGGAUAUUGAUAGAUUACAUUGAGAAAGGAUACCAGAGGGAAUUGUCUUUCCAGAGAUAUGAUGGAUCGUACAAUUUCUGGUAUAGUGGUUCAUCGAGUAUUUGGCUGACGGCGUAUGUUCUCAAAUGCUUUGCUCAAGCAGCUAAACACAUAGACAUUAACACAGAAACACUUCAAAAAACUCAAAAAUGGUUGAUUGGACAACAGAGAUCUGACGGCUACUUCUAUGAACACGGAGAAACCUAUGAUAAGCAGAAAGGAUAUCUUAGCGAAAAGGCGAAUCCUGCCUUUGCUUUGGUUGCUCUUGCUGAAAGCAGUCGUAUCAUUUCUAACAACGAGUCACUUACUGCCAUGCAAAAGGCCAGGCAUUAUCUUGAACGGAACAUUCAGUUGAUGGUUGAUCCAUACGAAGUCGCCCUGUCAGCUUAUGCCCUGCUUCUCUCUGGAAGUCCCAUGGCGGAGUCUGCUAUUAGAAAACUAGAAGGCUGUGAAGGUGAGGCUGAUGUCGUCUUUCUGGUCGACUCCAGCGCAAGACUUGGGAAGGAGGGUUUUCAACUUACAUUGCAGUACAUCGCAAAUAUGAUCAACAGAUUCACUGGGAAAACCAGAGUGUCUCUUAUAACGUUUGGUUUAAAUACACACGAAGUCUUUUCACUAAAUUCUUACAGAGAUAUUAUUGCCAUCAAGGCAGCAAUACUCAUGGCUCCAUAUAGACCUAGUAUGACCAUAGACUCUUACAAGGCAUUAAGGUAUAUGCAACAAAACAGUUUUCGAGAGGCAAAUGGAGGCCGGAGGAACGCUAGCAAAAUUGUGAUCUUAAUGACGGCAAACCAUUUAACCAACCCGUCUCAAACUGCCACAGUGUCUUCCGAACUUCGAAGUGCUGGAGUAAUUCUUUUUGCCGUUGGAAUUGAAAAUGCUUGGUUUUUUUUGGAUGAAUUGGUUAAAUUCACUGGAGAUUUCAAAUCAGUAGAAUAUACCGGUGGUUUGUCCAAUCCCUUCGAGUAUACAGAACCAGUAAAUUUUGGUGUCUACAACUGUAAAGUUUACGGGAUUGAACAGCCUUGGACAGCUAGAGGAAAGGAUUCGAGUUUUCUUACGGCUAGUACCUAUGAUAUCGAAACAGCUUCGUAUGCAUUGCUUUAUUACAGCAAUAAGAAGCAGUAUCCUAAAGCAAAGAAUGUCAUGAAAUGGAUCUUAGAACAAAGAAAUGCUUUAGGAGGUUUCAUGUCCACACAGGAUACUGUAAUUGCUUUACAAGCCCUGAGUGAGAUGAGUGUUUGGGGUGAUUUCAAGUCGAUGGAUAUAUAUGCUUACACUCCCAAUGAAGAUCACUAUUUUCUCAUUCGUGACGAUAACAAAAUGGUUCUUCAAAAAUAUCAGCCCUCUACAAUUCCUCCAUUUAUAAAUAUUUCUGCCCAUGGAGAGGGCGCUGCCUUAGUACAGGUUGUUGUAAAAUUCAACGUCAUGGAACAACAAGAAAGACCAGCAUUUACACUGGAUAUUUUGAGUACCAUGGAAAGCAUGGACAUAAAUAAAAUUCAAGUUUGUGCAAGGUAUAAUGGUACAUCGGGGUUUGGAAGUGGUAUGACAAUUAUAGAAUUUGGAAUACCCUCUGGAUUUGACGUAGAUUUCGACAACAUUUUGGGUGAUGAAUUGAAAAAGAAAGAGGAAGUCGAUAACAAACUGGCACUUUAUUUUGAUCAAAUAAAAACAAAAACAGAAAGUUGUUUAAACUUAACACUUAUCAGAAGCUCUAUGGUGGGUAAGGUCAAACCUUCUCCUGUCCGUGUCUACGAAUAUUACAAUCCAAGUAAUCAAGUAACUAGUUUCUACACACCACUCUUGCUACAAAAGUCCAGCUACUGUGAUGUAUGUCCACAGUGCAAAUGUGCAAAGCACAGAAAAUGAGGUCCCUUCUAAAAAUUGGAAUCUAUGACGUUGAAAGUUGAUUAUACAUACCGGUAUUUUUAAAAUUAAAUUUGAUC
Saccostrea cuccullata (small rock oyster) is the source of this 3134-nucleotide messenger RNA. Its product is annotated as CD109 antigen-like. The record is from RefSeq and is a predicted model, not a curated record. Bases 22 to 3057 code for a protein of 1011 amino acids. Gene Ontology annotation, molecular function: endopeptidase inhibitor activity. The transcript is spliced from 23 exons. NCBI's taxonomy places the organism in Eukaryota, Metazoa, Mollusca, Bivalvia, Ostreida, Ostreidae. Gene Ontology annotation, cellular component: extracellular region.